AUGGGUGCUCUUCUUCCACCUAAAGCCCUUGUGCUUAUUUUGCAGCUCUCGCUGCUGCUACCCAGCUGCCUCACCGUUCAUGGUGACCCAGCGCUUGAAACUCAGGCGCCGCCCCCGGAGGCACAACCACCCAUCUUAUGGGAUCCGCUGUUUCCCUUUCCCUGCUUCCCUGGCCCCAGCCCCGGUCCCCUCCCUGGCCCAUUGCGCAAUUCGCGCCUUCCCCGCCAUCUUCUCAUCAACUCCCCUCAACUCCCUCCCAUCCUGCCUCGUCCUCAUUUUGAACCCUCUUCUUGUCCCCCAGACUUUCACGGUUCUCUGCCAGCCGACGCCUUACCUCCCGAAGAGUUUAUAGUUCCUCCUUUCCCCAAGCCAAAUACUCAAGUUGUGGCUGUGCAUGGCGUUGUUUAUUGCAAGUCUUGCCACCGCGCCGGUGGGGUUGAUUCCCUUUCCGAUGCUUCACUUCUUGGCGGUGCUGUUGUGAAAGUCCAGUGCAACGACGCCAGGCAACCAUUUAUGCAGGAGGCUUCAACUGAUGAGAGCGGCAAGUUCUACAUCCAGGCACCGGACAGCUUAUCCAAGGAUGAGGCCCACAAGUGCAAGGCAUUCCUUGUUUCUUCGCCAGGGGAAAAGUUGUGCAGCGUUGCAACUGAUCUCAAUGGGGGCUUGAACGGUGCCGUUUUGACCCACAUGGAGGAGAAACCUCCUCAAUAUAAUCUGCGCACCAGGCUCAUCAAUCUCAUCGCCGCCGAAGCUAUCGAUGCAAAUGAUCCGAACAACGGGUCAUUGAAACCAUUGGCUCUCUUCACCGUUGGACCUUUCGCCUUCAAAUCAGCAGAUGACUCGAGCAACUGCCGAUCUCCCUGA
Messenger RNA from Malania oleifera, 864 nucleotides. Its product is annotated as non-classical arabinogalactan protein 30-like. The record is from RefSeq and is a predicted model, not a curated record. The transcript is spliced from 2 exons. NCBI's taxonomy places the organism in Eukaryota, Viridiplantae, Streptophyta, Magnoliopsida, Santalales, Ximeniaceae. Bases 1 to 864 code for a protein of 287 amino acids.